AUGGCAGUUUAUCUUAUACUGGAGAAAACCACGGCUCAGGUUCUGAUCCACCUCCACAGAGGAGACUUUGUGGCAGCAGACAAGUGUGUGAGGGAGAGCUACAGUCUUCCCGGAUACAGCGGGAGCGAGGACUGCGUCGCCAUGGAGACGCUGCUGCAGGGCUACGACGAACAGGACGAGGACCAGGCGUACCGCGUGUGCAACUCCCCUCUGCUCAAGUACAUGGACAACGACUACGCUAAGCUAGCCAUCUCCCUGCGCGUCCCGGGAGGAGGCGCCAAGAAGAAGAAGGCGCCGGCGGCUCCACAGGGGGGCGCUAGCGGUGCACCUGCGGAGGAAGAGGACGACUACGAGGGAGGCCUGUGUUAA
Messenger RNA from Knipowitschia caucasica, 369 nucleotides. Lineage: Eukaryota; Metazoa; Chordata; Actinopteri; Gobiiformes; Gobiidae. The record is from the annotation of a GenBank genome assembly.